AUGGCACCCACCAGCCCUGUAUACAAUAGCCCACCCUCUCCCUUUCCGGACUCGCCUGGUUACAGCGUUACAUCACCAGGUUCACCAGCCUUGCCAACGGUCGAAUCUCCAACAAGAAGCCCUGCUACUCCGCCGCUUGCUGAUUGGAGGGAUCAUGUAGACGAGAUACCUCGCCUCCCUUCUCCGCGACCUCGCGACCUAACCCCAUAUGGAUUUCGAGACAGCGACACACAUGAUCAGCAAAGGCAUGUUCCUACCUUGCCACAGAAUUCCCCUUGGUUCAAGGUCCCUCCUAAUCUUAGGCGCGAUAUCCUGCGGCUGGCGUUUGGAGAUCGACGCCUCCACAUGGGCUUGAAGAUUGAUGGCGCUUUAUCACCUACUUGGCAUAGCUUCGGUAUGGUUUGCCAUCGGGUCUCUCCAGAGGACGAGGGACCAAUGACACGCGGUAGUCUCAAAGAAGGUCCCUGGGUUGAUGACUGCGUUGCUUCACGCCAGAAAACUGAGCCUAUCGGGAUCAUGGGAUGGCUUUUAUCCUGCCGUCACAAUUAUGUCGAAACAAUUGAUAUUCUCUAUUCAAUGAACACAAUCUUGAUCUACGACGAGCCGUUACUGACUCGUCUUACUCAAUUGGUGUUGCCUCAUCGUCUAGCCCAUAUCACGUCUCUCGAGAUCAGAUGGCCAUUCAAGACUGUCGAUCAUCUCAACACAGCUUUCCAUCACUUAUCAGCAUCGCGUUUUCCAAAUCUCAAGCGUCUUUACAUGUCGCUUGAGUACGAUGUUUAUAUUGAGCCAAGUAUCGCUCCCAGUGCAAUCACCGCCAUCUUGAACGAGUUUGUCAGAAACAGGUCUGAUCUCGUCGAGUGUGCGUUUGCAUUACCUUUCCAGACAUUUGAGUCCAUUGCCCGCCACCUCAUUACAUCAGAUUCCCGUUGCGGACGAAUAACCUAUAGCGAAAUUUGGUGUUCUUUGGAUGGCAGCCUGCAUGCUGUGAGGCUGCCAUAUGUCGAUAGCUAUCCGAAGCCACCGUUUCAGUUGGGACCAAAUCCAGGGAGGGGAUACUGGCUUUUAGAAGGCACUGCUGCGCCCCUGACAUGGAGAUGGAGAUCAAACAGUCACGGCUGGUCUGGUAUUUUUGCAGGAUGGUAUGACCCGGACGAGGAUACGGAGAUUUAG
Fusarium pseudograminearum CS3096 is the source of this 1173-nucleotide messenger RNA. RefSeq lists its product as uncharacterized. The transcript is spliced from 3 exons. The record is from RefSeq and is a predicted model, not a curated record. Bases 1 to 1173 code for a protein of 390 amino acids. Lineage: Eukaryota; Fungi; Ascomycota; Sordariomycetes; Hypocreales; Nectriaceae.